Messenger RNA from Suillus bovinus, 1362 nucleotides. RefSeq lists its product as uncharacterized. Lineage: Eukaryota; Fungi; Basidiomycota; Agaricomycetes; Boletales; Suillaceae. The transcript has 2 exons. Bases 1 to 1362 code for a protein of 453 amino acids. The record is from RefSeq and is a predicted model, not a curated record.
AUGACGCAAGACCUUGCAAGACUGCCGGGGAAGACAAAGCGACCGUUGUGUCGCAUCAUGGACGCGCAGGCGCUACGCCUCAACCACACACUAGUGACGUAUGGCGUGUCGUAUAUCUCGUUUAUCCCGAACGAGCUCCUCGAGAUGAUAUUUGUAGAGACAGUCAAAGCAACUAGACCAGAUGAAGACUACUCUUCUUUAUGUGCCCUCACCAGUCUACGCCUCCGCCCCAGGCCUGAGCUUUUGCUUGCGAGUGUUUCACAGCAUUGGAGAGCUGUAGCGCUCGCGAUGCCGUCUCUUUGGACAGAGAUCCAACUUUCCCUCCGCCAGAAUGUAGAUCUUGUCAAUCUUUACUUGACCCGCUCACAGGGUCAGCUGCUUGACAUGCGAUUCACUGGCAUUCAUCGUGAAUUUCACAGUCAGGGCUCGCCUGAGGUUGACCCAGAUUACUCGCGCAUAUCCCGCAUUAUUCUCUCACACAUUCAUGUCUGUCGCCGCUUGGAAGUUCACGGGGCUUUCCCAUUCCCCAAACUUCUAGAUGGGUUCAAGCGCAUAAAGGCUCCAAUGCUAGAAGAACUUAUUGUGCACUAUCCGCUUGAUAUCCCGAAUAGCAGACAUAUCUUGUUCACUGAAGACCUGUUCCUAUCUGCAGAUCGCCUUACAAUGCUUACCUUAAACGGCUUGUGGGUUUCCGGUCUUUCCCCUGAGAAUUUCAGCAACCUACUCUCUCAUCUCACUUCACUGACUUAUCUCACGCUAAUCGGUGAACCCGUGGAUUAUGUUCGCAGCAGGGAUAUCCCACUCGUCGAAUUACCUUUGCUUCGGACAAUGGUCCUAAAGCCUGGACCGAAUAUUUCUAGGACAUAUAUGCCUACCAUUUUCCGGGCAAUACGUGCCCCCGCACUACGCGAGCUGGUAUUGGAUUUCCACACUGCGACCUCAUCACGUGAUCUCCAGUCGCUCGUGGACAAGCUGAACCGUGGAGCACCGCCCUUCCCCUCCGUACGCCUUCUCACGUUGUGUAGCAGGUCCAUGGCACACGAUGGGUGGCAUGCCCUUGCUCAUGCAUUUUCAGGCAUAACGACACUCUCAGUCUCCAAAUGUAUCGUGAAUCAGUUGAUGGGCUUCCUCUCAUGUGCGGGGAGAAGAGAUGCAUUCCCGAAUUUGCGGACACUUUUGUUUGACGAUAUGCAGUUCGAGUGGUCGUUGCUACUCCAACUAUUGCAGAUCAGGGAGGCGGCGGGGAUGCCUGUCCGCGAGGUCAAGAUGAGGGGCUUUAAGAAACAUGCGCAGUCUGAACUAGUUCGGAAGUUCGUAGCUUCUCUUGCUACAUACUCUCCCGUUGUGAUUGGUUGGACUUGA